Messenger RNA from Fragaria vesca subsp. vesca, 1060 nucleotides. Its product is annotated as RNA-binding protein 48-like. Gene Ontology annotation, cellular component: nucleoplasm. Lineage: Eukaryota; Viridiplantae; Streptophyta; Magnoliopsida; Rosales; Rosaceae. The record is from RefSeq and is a predicted model, not a curated record. Gene Ontology annotation, molecular function: RNA binding. The transcript has 9 exons. Bases 186 to 878 code for a protein of 230 amino acids.
AAACCGGCGGUAGCUAUAUUUCUCUGUGUUCUGUUCAAUUUCCAUUCUUCACCUGCAAAGCACAGCUUUGAUGGCUGUGGAGGAUUAGAGUUGGUUUCAGGCGAUUAUGUCAAAUGCUAUAGUGAGUUAAAAGCGUUUAGUACAAUCUUUGGUGAUUAUUGCUGAGUAUUGGUGGUAAAAAAAAAAUGCCACGGUACAAAGAUGAGCCUCCUGCUGUUCGUGUUUACACAGUCUGUGACGAAUCAAGGUACUUGAUGGUGAGGAAUGUUCCAUCGUUGGGAUGCGGUGAUGAGCUGUUGAAACUGUUCUCGUCCUAUGGAGAUGUAGAAGAGUGUAAACCCAUGGAUGCAGAAGAGUGUGAGCAAUUCACUGAUGUUUACUGGAUAAAGUUUCGUCUGGUCCGCAAUGCCAGGUUUGCAAAGAGGAAACUAGACGAGUAUGUUUUCCUUGGUAAUCGACUUGGGGUUUCAUAUGCUCCUCAGUUUGAGAGCCUUGCCGACACAAAGGACAAACUAGAAGGCAGGAGAAGAGAAGUUCUAGCACGACUGAACCCUUGUGGAUCUAAAGGGUCCAGAGUUAACAAAUCAGGUGGUUUAACGGAGGUUUCAUCCGACGCGACCACGUCCCAGACAUAUAGUGGUCCCCAACUUGUAAACUAUAGUCAAAGGGACUACGGGCAAUCACAACUUACUUCGCGAGUUAAUAAGCCUCCCAUUACAAGAGUUUCUUCUGAGAAGGAAUAUUUUGCUUCCCCAUCCAUGAAUCAAACUGUCCAGAUGGUCAGGGAAAAGCUCGAUAAGAUUCAAUCAAGUACCGAGCACCUGCUAGAAGAGCAUAAAUCCAAGAAAGCAAGGGUGGAUAAUAGACGGAGAAUCUAAUGCAUUUUGUGAGAACAAGCAGUCCAAUUGGAUCUGGAAAUGUGUUUUUUGCUCUCAGUCUCACUUCAGCUGUCAUUGAACAUAAUGCACCCUGUUUUUAUAUAUGAUUUUUAGGAGGUUGGGAAUGAGUAGGAGGUUAGUUGAUUAUGUAGUCUAUACCAAGUAGAGAGUAUUUCUUAUGG